Symbiodinium natans is the source of this 1707-nucleotide messenger RNA. Lineage: Eukaryota; Dinophyceae; Suessiales; Symbiodiniaceae. The record is from the annotation of a GenBank genome assembly.
AUGGCAGCCCACGAAGUUGUCGAAGAUGUGAUGCUGGAAGCUGCAGAUGCAAUGACCGGUUAUGCUCAAGAAAAUGCACAGUCCGACCUCUUGUCCCGCGUGUUGCUGGCUCACAUUGGGCAGGUCGCCCAGAGAGACAAGGUGGUUUUCAGUUUGCCAAAGUCUUUGCUGGCAGACAAUGUGGUAAGCCCCUUGGCAACCAUCACCGAUCCUUUGCAAAGGGCGCAGAGUGCAGAUUUACGUACACGCGCGCCACUCAUGGACAGAGAAAGCGCAGCUUCCGACAUAGAAGCCGAUGGUUGCAACCUGCUGCAGCCCCAGACGCUGUCACAAGCGUUAUGCCCCGCGCCAGCACCAGGGUUGACGACAGCAUUGAAGGUGUUCGGCGACCUGGCUAGUUCCUCUAGUAACAUGGACUGCGCGGGGACGGAUUGUGGCGACGCUGUGUUCUGGAAGCCGGUGGCAGGCAAUCUUCAUCACCACACAUUGGCUGGGCAGCCCAUGCAAUCUUUUGAUUUUUUGGCUCAGACGUUCCGGCCCUGCGCUGGCAGCACAGAUCAUGCGCACGUCGUGCCUUCCGGUGCACCCGUGGCCAUGAGACUGGCCCAUGUUCCCUUCGAAAGACUGUCUCGGGGUCUGCAGGUUUGGAAGAUAAUGCAAGCAGAUGCUGCGCAGCUGGGUUUUGUCCACAACUUUGAUUUGCGACCAGCCACGCGCUUCAGCAUCUUUGUACUGUCGCCGGAAGCAGUUUCGCUUCUGGAGCAGCUCCUGCACAGGGGCGCCCUGUUUUCAAGCAACCCCUCCAAGGCGGCUGCCGGACCAGGAGCUGUGUUUAUCAUGUCGGAGGAUCAGCAAUGCGCUUUUGACGAGCUCCAAUCGAAAGGGCUUGCAACAACUGUCGCAGGGGACCAGAUUGCUGCGACGCCUGCCGCAGCAAAAAACUUGGAGCUCACUGAGCCGCUCCACUCUCCCUCGACCAUCUGUUCUUACAGGUCCGAGCCUGCGCCUGCUCAGGACAGCAUGUCGCUGAUGGACUUGAUGAACGCCCUGACUGAUGCCGGGUGGCGCAGGGUCUGCUUGAGCAGCUUGAAGAAGAGAGACCGACCAGCGCCAUUCACAGAGGGACGAGGUGCAGAGCGGGUGUUCUAUCAUCUUGCGAACGCAUCUUCCAUCGGAAGGUGCUACUUGACAGCCCUGCUGCAAUCAGACUCGAUCUUCGCUAAAGGAGCUAAGGAACUCCACCAUUUCCAGCCUGAAGCUUACUACAGGGCUCUGCUGGAAUGCUCGAUCGAGCAGAUCAGCCAGGUAUGCCCUGGUCGAACGGCGGAGGUCUACAGAACUUUUCACAACAAGCAUCGGAAGCGGAAUCUGCUUCCUGUCGACCUCUGCGGCAGCGACAUGGACGAUGAAGGACGGUCACACUGCAUGGCCCUGUUGCUCGCAGAUUCUUUUGUGCUUCUUCUUGCCAGGAUCCGGCAACUUGCUGGCAGUGAGUGGCCGCGGACGAGGGCGUGGCCGAGGGCCUGGGCGUGGGCGUGGCCGCAAGAUGCUGACGAACGCCCUAUCGGCCAAGAAGAAACCGAGACUAUUGGCAGGACUGUUCUUGAGUAUUCAGUUUUCAGUCAUGUUGACCUGCCAGUCUACCAGUCGCCUUUUGCAAGGGGUAGAAAUUGUGACAGCAACGCAGCCGUUGUGUCAAGCUGUUGA